AUGGAGUUGUCUCUCAGUUCCUACUCGGGCAAAACUCCCAUGGACUGUGCCUUCCCAUGUUUGCUGCCUUCUGCGAACAUCUCCCCUUCCUUACAUCUUCCUUUCCUCCACCAGACGCUGAAGGAUGCCAGUGACAAUGCCCGCAAGGACUUCCACCGUGAGGCAGAGCUGCUGACUAACCUGCAACAUGAGCACAUCGUCAAGUUCUAUGGCAUCUGUGUCGAGGGUGAUCCACUCAUCAUGGUCUUUGAGUAUAUGAAGAAUGGAGAUCUUAACAAAUUCCUCAGGGCACAUGGACCAGAUGCAGUACUGAUAGCAGAAGGCAACCGUCCUGCUGAGCUGACUCAAUCCCAGAUGCUUCACAUUGCCCAGCAGAUUGCAGCUGGUAUGGUUUACUUGGCAUCACAGCACUUCGUGCAUCGGGAUCUUGCUACCCGGAAUUGCCUGGUUGGUGAGAACCUGCUGGUGAAGAUUGGGGAUUUUGGGAUGUCUAGAGAUGUGUACAGCACAGACUACUAUAGGAGCUGUCUAGAACUGGCUGUGUAUGGCACGGGGCAGACCAAAGAGGCCACCCCUGCAGCCCUCCCCACCCACUGCCCAAACCUUGCCACAUACACCUAA
Molecule: messenger RNA, 621 nt
Organism: Harpia harpyja (harpy eagle)
Lineage: Eukaryota; Metazoa; Chordata; Aves; Accipitriformes; Accipitridae
Product: BDNF/NT-3 growth factors receptor-like
Exons: 4
Coding region: 1-621 (206 amino acids)
Biological process (GO): regulation of phosphatidylinositol 3-kinase/protein kinase B signal transduction; trans-synaptic signaling by neuropeptide, modulating synaptic transmission; cellular response to brain-derived neurotrophic factor stimulus
Cellular component (GO): axon; membrane; signaling receptor complex
Molecular function (GO): brain-derived neurotrophic factor receptor activity; ATP binding; brain-derived neurotrophic factor binding
Source: RefSeq, a predicted model, not a curated record